AUGAUAAUUACUCUUGCUUACAUUAUGACUAUAGCUGCAAACUCUAUGGUUAUAGUUGUUGUCUGCUUUGAUUCUCAUCUUCAUACACCCAUGUACUUCUUUUUAGUGAAUCUCGCUAUAAUCGAAUUAUUGUACACUACGGUGAUCAUUCCAAAUACUUUAAGCAAUCUACUAAGUGAAAACCAGCAUAUCUCAUUUGUAGGCUGUUUUACUCAGAUGUUUACAUUCAUAACUUUAGGAGGCUCAGAAUGCAUUCUGCUUGGUUUAAUGGCGUAUGACAGAUAUGUAGCCAUAUGCCAACCUCUGCUGUAUACUGCCAUCAUGAACAAGUCCCUUUGCAUCUAUAUGACAAUUACCUGCUGGACUAUUGGAUUUAUAACAUCAGUAGUGAACACUGUUCUUACAGCUAUAUUACCCUACUGCCGUGAUCGCCUUAUUAGACAUUAUUUCUGUGAGCUUCCUCCACUUCUGAAGAUUUCUUGCAAGAGCACGUACAUUAAUGAAUUGGUAGUCUUCCUUUUAGGUGGCAGUGUGAUUGUUGGUUCCCUUCUUCUAACUCUAAUCUCAUACAUCUUUGUCAUACGGGCAGUAGUCAAGAUCCCCAGUGCCAGUGGAAAGAAAAAGGCUUUCUCCACAUGUACUUCUCAUCUCCUCGUGGUCAGCAUGUUCUUUGGGACAGCUAUCUUAACAUAUCUCCGUCCAUCUUCACAGUCAUUCUUAGAUAGAGUACCUUCUGUGAUUUACGGUGUUUUAACACCAUUAAUUAAUCCUUUUAUUUACAGCAUACGAAAUAAGGACUUCAAGAAAGCUAUAAAUAAAUUGAUGCUACAUAGGAACCAGUGA
This is a messenger RNA of Staurois parvus, 843 nucleotides long. Lineage: Eukaryota; Metazoa; Chordata; Amphibia; Anura; Ranidae. The record is from the annotation of a GenBank genome assembly.